Messenger RNA from Linum trigynum, 6227 nucleotides. The record is from the annotation of a GenBank genome assembly. Lineage: Eukaryota; Viridiplantae; Streptophyta; Magnoliopsida; Malpighiales; Linaceae.
CAAAGCACAAAUCCGUUAUCUAUUUGGUAAUUUGAUAGGGUGCACAGUUCGGAGAACGUUGCUGGCUCGACGGCAGCUGAUUGUCAUGAUCGUAGCUGGAGGUAGGGCUGCCUAUUUGGUCCGGGUUUUUGAUUUUACUCAAAACCGGAUCGUAUAAUCUGGACCGGGACCGGAUAGCAAACAAUUGAAUCGAAUCCAAUCCAAUCCAAUAUUUGGGCCUAGAUUUGAGGUAAAAAAUUGUUUGGGACCGGACCGAAAACCGGAAAAAGACCGGAUAAGAGAGCCCAACACCUAAAAUUUAACCUUCUAACCAUUUCAGGCCUUAGGCCACUCAAAUCCCCCCUCAUGCCACUCAAAUCGCCACAAACUCAGUCUAAAAUCAAGACUGAAUUGGGAUCGAACCGGUUCAAGACCGGACCAAACCAAGACUGGACUAUAUCCAAUCCAAUCUUUGGUCCUUAUGUUCUCGAAAAACCGGACCGAGACCAGAUCAAUUAGGGCCAAUUUAAUCACAGAACCAAGCCUUUAUUCAUCGUUACACCUGCAUUUAUAUUAAUUACCUCUAUCCCACUCUAUCUUUUGCUGUGAAGAGUGAGAAACAAGGUUGUCAAACCGGUUUAUGCCAGUGUGUCGGUUUAGCAAGUGGAAUGGUUCGAUCGGUGGCACAUACCGGUUUGUGCCGGUUCAUGCCGGUCAAUAUUACAAAUAAAAUUAUAAAUCCUCAUAUUUAAACAUGACGGUUAGCGUCAAUACCUAAAUAUUUAUACUUGAAUCCAACAAAUAACAUCAAUAUUUAAGUUUUAUACUCAUAAAAUAAAUAGUGAAAUAAUUUUUAUCAAUUAAAUUCGCUAAAAUAAGGUCAUUUUAUUUAGAGAUUCGUAUAUCGAUCAUGCCGGUCAUACCGGUAGUGUCACGCCGGUUUUAUGACCGGUAUUGGUUGAACCUGAUACAACCGGUGGCACGCCAACCGGCGUGACAACCAUGGUGAGAAGUGAAUGAAAUGAGGGAGAGGGUUUUGGUAUUUAUAGUCAAAUGAAGAAGGGCAAAAUGGGAUUUGUCAAAAGAGGACUUUCGGAUAUGUCCAGUAACUUUCAAUUAUCAAGGGAUGAAAGUUACUGGGUAGUCAUGCUAUUUCAUUCCUUAAUGAGAUUUAAUAUGCCCAGUAACUUUCAAUUAUCUGGGAUGAGAUAGCAUGACUACCCCUAAAAGGAUUGGAAAAAUGACACCCCCUAUUAAUUAUAGACUUUUAAGGUAAUUGAUUUGUGUUGCAUUUAAUAAUUUAUCUAAAUUAAAAACUCAUAUUAAUUACUUUCCCUUUUUAGUGCAAUGGUAGUUCUACCACUACAAUGAUAUCAGUGUACAGAUGCAAUUAUAACUUUCAAUUAAUGAGAUUUAAUAUGGCCAGUAACUUUCAAUUACCUGGGAUGAGAUAGCAUGACUACCCCUAAAAGGGUUGGAAAAAUGACACCCCCUAUUAAUUAUAGACUUUUAAGCUAAUUGAUUUGUGUUGCAUUUAAUAAUUUAUCUAAAUUAAAAACUCAUAUUAAUUACUUUCCUUUUUCAGUGCAAUGGUAGUUCUACCACUACUAGGGGUGGGCACGUGGAUGCUUAAUCCGCAGAUUGAUAUUGAUCCACCCGCAAAUAACCCGACCCACAUGCAAUGGGUGAUUGAUGUGGGUGGAUUGUGGAUUGUUAAAUCUCCCACCCGCACUUAUGUGGGUGGGUGGUGGGUGGAUUGCGGGUCACCCGUAUGACCCGCAUCCUAUUUUUACAUGGAAAAAUGUUGUUUCUUAUAGUAUCGAAUAUUCAUCAUAUUUUUGAACUGCACUACAGUCUGACCAUAUACUGCAAAAGGUGAAGAAUAAAGAAUAGUUUUGACUACUAUUAUUGGUUAUUGUGUUGUGCAAUAUCCAUUGGAAAUAGAUAUUGGUAUGCAAAUUAUUGUUAAUAUCCAUUAAAUAUUGGGAUACAAACUAUAAAUUAUUAAUUGUAUCAAAACCACAAAUUAUUGAUACAAUCUUGCUAAUUUGCUAUGAACUUAUUAUAAAUGUUAGUCAAUAUUUUUUAAUGGCUAGUUGGAGAAUUGCUUUUGCGGGUUAACCCGCGACCCAACCGCAUCCAUCCGCCACCCAUCCAACCCAACCCGCAUAAGUAUGUGGGUGGAUUGUGGGUCACAUAUAUUCCAACCCGGUAGUAAGCGGGUGGGUCAAUUUUAGAUCAAAAUACACCCAACCCGCCCAUUGCCCACCCCUAACCACUACAAUGAUAUCAGUGUACAGAUGCAAAUGUAGUUGUAUUAGUGCAAUGAUACUUCAAAAAAAGGAAUGUAAUUAAUAUGACUUUAGUGUACAAGUGCAAUGAUAAUUGUAUGAUAUCAGUGCAAUGGUAGUUAAAAAAAAGGAAUGCAAUUGAUAUGAGUUUUUAAUUCUCAGAGAUUAUUAAAUGCAACACGAAUUUAAUACCAUAAUUAACUAUAAUUAAUAGGGGGUGUCAUUUUUCCAACCCCAUAGAGGGGUUAACAUGUCUACUGAUAAAAGGGUUGGAAAAAUGACACCCUCUAAUAAUUAUAGGUUCUUAAGGUAAUUAAUUUGUGUUGCAUUUAAUAAUAUGUAUGAAUUAAAAACACAUAUUAAAUACUUUCCUUUUUUCAGUGCACUAAUAGUUGUAUCAGUGCAAUGGUAUUAGUGUACAUGUGCAAUGGUAGAUGUAUCAAUGCAAUGGUAGUUCCAAAAAAGGAACGUAAUUAAUAUGUGUUCAGUAUACAUGUGCAAUGGUAGUUGUAUCAGUGCAAUGAUAGUUAAAAAAGGAAUGUAAUUAAAAUGAAGUUUUAAUUUCCAAUGAUUAUUAAAUGCAAUACGAAAUUAAUACAAAAAUAACUAUAAUUAAUAGGAGUAUCAUUUUUCUAACCCCUUAGAAGUGUUAGCAUGCUAACCGAUCCCCAAUUACCCCUAACCAACCACUAUCCAAAUAAAAAAACACUACAAAUGAAUUAAAGUAGCUAAAUUAGCCCGACCACUAUUCACAUGACCUCACGCAAGAACUUCAUGUUAAACUUCAUUAGUAGGCUUUGUUCUGACCAAAUCAAUUAUGGUAUGUUCGUUGUCCAAGUUUAAAGGUCAUUACAUAUAGAAAUUUACACACACACAAUGACUUACUACCUAACUGUAUGCUAAGUAUCUUUUCAAAAAAAAAACUAUUUGUUAAGUAUCAUUAGAUUUGGUUCAGUCGAGAUUGGAUGACCAUCAUUACUUGAUUUCGUUAUAGAUUUUUCUAAUUUGUGUCCAAAAAUUAGAAAAAAUUAUUCUAUAAAAAACUAUAUUUGUAUAACAAAGGUUAACGGUUAUUGAAAAGCUUAUUUCGUGUUCUAAUAUCACCAACCUUCAUUUAAAUUAAAAUAUUUUUUAAUUCUAAUUUACAUAUACAUUUUUAGAUAAACCAUAGCGAAGCGCGGACCAAUUAUCUAGUACUAACAUAUUACCGCUACCGUAUGUCAACUCUUAGCUCCCUUUCUUUCUCCUCUCUUUACUACGCAUAUCUAAACACUAUUUAGUGACAGAUAGAUAAUCAUAUGUAGGGAUGACAAUUUCGAUUUGACCUGAUUUACCCGACCUGUUUGGCCUGUUUUGAGGCGGGUCAGACCCGCCUCGUAGGCGGGGCGGGGCGGGCAUGUGUACCUCUUAUCAACCCGACCUGACUCGCCCCAUUCUUGAUCUGUUCUUGCCUAAAUUACAUAUGAUCUUAGUCAAAUUACUUUAAAAAUUUCUCUUAUUAGUUAUUACAUUAUAUGUUAGUUAUAAUAAAGUUGUAAAUAAGUGAAAAUUUCAAUUUCUUCAAUAAUUUAACUACAGUUUAUCAUGUUAUGGUUUCUUUCUUAGUUUUUUUUAAUGAAAAUAACGAAUAUUUCUAAUGUUUUUCACUUAAAUUACAUACUCAUUGGCUCGACCUGCCCCGACCCGCGCCCCGUGAUAAAUUACCCGAUUUGAACCCGACCUGCCAUGAGGCAGGUAUGGUUAUCGAGAUACCCGCCCCGAACUUGCCAUUCCGCAUCCAGUACCAUUUUAAAGUUGCCCAACUUCUUUGGAGCAAUCGAGAGAAUCAUAUGUUAUCCGCCCAUCUUCCAUCACAAUCAAUCCCACUACUGGCCGGAAUCAGUUCCCUUCCCCCUGUUUCUCAACAUGCAUGCUCCCCAGAUUCUCCGCCGGCCAACAGCGAAUCCUAUACAUCGUCGUCAUCAGUUUUCGAAUAUCAAUACUUCAUUCACUCUGACGUUAUAUCGAGCUUUAUACGAUCGGAUCCUUCAUGCUGUCACCGUAUAUAUUUCGUCCGGAUUCCCUCCCGCCCACCUUUGCCGCACUAUAAAUAUCCCAACACCAUUAACGGGAGCUAAUCAACGCACAAAUCAAAUCCGUUAGCUAUUUGGUGGUUUGAUAUAUAGGACGUUCACAAUGGAGAACGUUGCAGCAGGCUCGACGACAGCUGAUGAUCAUGAUCGAGGCAGCAGCUGGUGGUGUUGCUUCUCUCGACGUAUCAAUCAGGUGAUCACCAGCAGAGACGUGACGGCAGCCAAUCCCCACGGCGGCGGCGGCGGGCGUAAGAUGGUGAGCACUAAAACUAGUGUGGAACGAGGUGGUGGGUGCGAUGUGUGUGUGGAGAACGAUGAUGUGUGCCAGUGUGAUCAUCAAAGUGGCGACGAUGGCCAACACCGUCUACAUGAGCAGCCCAAUGGCUCUUUUGCUCAUGCUGUGAUCAAUAUGAUUGGAAUGCUCAUAGGACUAGGACAACUAUCAACUCCAUACGCCCUGGAAAACGGCGGUUGGGCGUCGAUAUUCCUCCUCCUAGCCCUCGGACUCAUCUGUACCUACACCUCCCACCUCCUCGGAAAAUGCCUCCACAAGUCCCCCAAGUCCCUGAGCUAUGUUGACAUCGGCCACCACGCCUUCGGAUCCAAGGGCAAACUCCUAGCCUCCACCUUCAUCUACCUCGAGAUUUUCAUGGCGCUCGUCUCCUACACCAUCUCCCUCCACGACAACCUCGCCACCGUCUUUACUGGGACCCACAUCCCGGCCACCGGUGUCAUGUCUACCUCACAACUUCUCACCCUGGUUGCUGUCCUGGUAGCUCUACCCAGCUUGUGGAUAAGAAACUUGUCUUCCAUCUCGUUCUUAUCCUCUGGCGGAAUACUGAUGUCUGGUGUCAUCUUUAGUUGUGUUGUCUUCACGGCGGCGUUCGGAGGCGUGAAGCCUGAUAACAACAUAUCGGUGAUUAGGGCAAGGAAUAUUCCUUCGAUUUCAGGGUUGUACGUCUUUAGUUACGGUGGUCACAUUGUCUUCCCUGACUUGUACAAGUCCAUGAAAGAUCCUUCCAAGUUCACCAAGGUAUCAAUAGUCAGUUUUGCAGCUGUCACCGGACUUUAUACGUCCAUGGCCUUCUUGGGAGCCAAGAUGUUCGGGCCAGGAGUGAGCUCGCAAAUCACCCUUAGCCUCCCGCCACGCCUCAUCUUCACGAGAGUGGCCUUAUGGGCCACCGUGAUCACCCCCAUGACCAAGUACGCUCUCGAGUUCGCGCCCUUUGCCAUCCAGGUCGAGCGCACGUUGCCGUGCUGGAUGUCACCACAGACCAAAACAAUCGUCCGCGGCACGGUGGGCUCAGUGUUGCUGCUCGUGAUCCUCACUCUUGCCCUUUUGGUGCCCUACUUCGAGCAUGUGCUCGGCCUCACGGGGUCCCUUGUGAGCACUAGUAUCUGUGUCGUAUUUCCAUGUGCAUUCUACUUGAAGAUCUCUCGUGGGGAACUGGGACGAACUGUGUUAGUUUUGAACUGGGCCCUAAUCGGGGUUGGGUGUGUUCUUGGAGCUAGCGGGACGAUUUCUUCGUCCAAGUUAUUGAUAAACAGUCUUCGAAGAGCUCAUCAUCUUCACUCCUCUUGAGGCGCAUACGAAAUUAUUUGUAUACGUUCAUAUACAUAUGAAUGAUCAUGCAUAUAACAACUAUGAUGAAGUCGUUUAUUAUAGUCUUAAUCCAAAGUAUUGAGUUUGAGAAUGUGUUAGUGGACUAACUUGUCUAAGAGUCAUAAUAACCAUCUAUAAUAACCAUCUAUAGAAGGUAGAGCUUCUCCUCAUAUUUAACGCACACAAAUCAACUCGUUGUUUAUUCCAUAGUUCAUACCAUACCAAAAUCGUAAGAAGACACAACUACACCGUAUAAUUUGAAAACAAACUCUCGCAAUAAAA